Messenger RNA from Neoarius graeffei (lesser salmon catfish), 761 nucleotides. RefSeq names its product peptidylprolyl isomerase (cyclophilin)-like 3 (gene ppil3). NCBI's taxonomy places the organism in Eukaryota, Metazoa, Chordata, Actinopteri, Siluriformes, Ariidae. The transcript is spliced from 6 exons. Gene Ontology annotation, cellular component: catalytic step 2 spliceosome. Gene Ontology annotation, biological process: protein folding; protein peptidyl-prolyl isomerization. The coding region runs from base 71 to 556 and encodes 161 amino acids. The record is from RefSeq and is a predicted model, not a curated record. Gene Ontology annotation, molecular function: peptidyl-prolyl cis-trans isomerase activity.
GGAAUGUUUUUAAUGAGGCACCGGCAUAUUCAAUCAAGAGGAGUGGAAGUUUAACACAAAUCAGUUUACAAUGUCUGUCACUUUACAUACAGACCUCGGGGACAUCAAAAUCGAGUUGUUCUGUGAGCGGACUCCAAAAAGCUGUGAGAAUUUUCUAGCCUUGUGUGCCAGUGGUUUUUACAGUGGCUGCAUCUUUCAUCGAAACAUAAAAGGGUUUAUGGUCCAGACAGGAGACCCUACAGGUACAGGAAAAGGUGGAACAAGCAUUUGGGGAAGAAAAUUUGAAGAUGAAUUUAGUGAACAUUUAAAACACAAUGUCAGGGGGGUGGUGGCCAUGGCAAAUAAUGGACCUAAUACCAACGCAUCACAGUUCUAUUUCACCUACGCCAAACAGCCUCACCUGGACAUGAAAUACACUGUGUUUGGAAAGAUAAUAGAUGGUUUGGAAACUCUGGAUGAGUUGGAGAAACUCCCUGUUCAUGAAAAGACAUUUCGGCCUUUGAACGAAGUCCACAUUAAGGAUGUGACUAUUCACGCAAACCCGUUUGCUGGUUAACACUCUGUGUGGGUCAUGAUGAUCCUUAUGGACGGUCCUUUUAUAAUGAUGGGGUUCAAUAUUUGUACAGAACAUUUUGAAACUUUUAAAAACUGUGUGAUACAUUGUGUAUUUUCCUUUCUGUUUGUUCUUUGUUUGCAAACAGGAAUUCCAAUCAUGUAUCCCUUUGGUUUUUUUGUGUGUGGUUUUUUUUUAAACUUAAUUA